UUUAAGAGCGUAAAAAUCAGUAUCUCUCUUACGCCACUGGCACUUGAGUAUCUACGAUCUCAUUUACUUGCACAUAUGUAUGUAUUGCCGAUAAGCUGCUAACCCAGAGAUUGUGAAUUUUAUAACAAAACUAGCUAAACAGUACCAACGAAUGCGAAAGCAAGAGCGUGAUCGACAUUCAAUUUCAGUCAAAGACAACUACAUACGUAUGCAGACAACAAAGGUUGGCGCUCAAUCGCCAAGAAACCUAGUAGAGUACUACACGCUGGAAGAUUCGCACGAUAAAUUCCAACAAUUUAUUUCGAAAUACAAGAAAAUGAGUUCCAAAAAGCGGGUUUGUGUAAUAGGCGCCGGUAUGGCAGGACUAACGGCACUAAAGAAUACGCUGGAACACGAUAUGGAGGCAGUGGCGUAUGAACGGCACACAGCCGUUGGCGGUACAUGGAUUUAUAUGGAACGUAAGGCGGGUGAAAGUGAGGAAGACGUGCAUAGCAGCAUGUAUCAGGGAUUACACACAAAUCUGCCUAAGGAAUUGAUGGGCUUUCCAGACUAUGAUUUCGAUACGAAUAUAGAAAAGUCUUUUAUCAGCUCGGAACUCGUGUUGGAGUAUUUACAGAAUUAUGCAGAGCACUUUAAGUUAACGCCUUAUAUAAAAUUGGAACAUGAGAUAAUAAGAGUGCGACCACGUAGCGAAGGUUGGGAGGUUAUCGUUCACGAUCUCAAAAGCGAUAAGUAUUUUGUGGAAUUUUUCGAUUUUGUUCUUGUUUGCAAUGGACACUUCACGACACCCAUGUAUCCGGAUACCGAGGGCCUCGAUAGCUAUCAAGGCCAACGCUUGCACAGUCAUCUCUAUCGGACGCCCGAUAUUUUCAAAGGUCACAACGUACUGGUUGUUGGCGGUGGUCCGAGUGGCAUCGAUAUUGUACAUCACAUACACCAGCAUGCUGAGCACGUUUACUUCAGUCACCAUUUGGAGACUGAACCACGUACGGACUUCAUGCCGAACGUCACGCAAAAGACCGACAUUCAGCGUUUCACUACAGAUGGCGCCAUUUUCAAAGAUGAGAGCAACGCGUCCUUUUCAUUCGUGAUUUUCUGCACUGGCUAUAAGUACACCUUCCCCUUUCUGAGCGUUGACUGCGGUCUAAAUAUAGAUGUCAAUUGGGUGCAUCCACUCUACAAGCACUGUUUGAAUAUCAGUAAGCCUUCAAUGGCCAUCAUUGGCUUGCCAAAUCAAAUAUGUCCAGCUCAACUUUUUGACUUACAAGCACGCUUUGUGUUGUCGUACUUUUCGGGACACAAGGAGUUGCCUAGUCGUGCCGAUAUGCUAGCGGAAAUAGAGGCGGAUAUGCAGGAGCGCUGGGCGAAUGGUGUAUCGAAACGUGUGGCGCACAAAAUGGGCGUAAAACAGUUUGAUUACUACGAAGACUUGGCAGUUACGGCGGGCAUAACGAAACUCAAACCUGUGAUUGGCAAAAUGAUGAAAGCAUGUUCUAAAAAAUAUAUUUUGGAAUUGGAUACAUAUCGCCAAACACGCUUUAAAGUUGUGGAUGAUGAGAACUUCGUGCAAAUUGCCUAAUAAUGAAAUGAAAUGUAUAUAAUUAUAAAAAUGUUUGUAUGUUUUCCUUAACUAAGUCUUGGAUAGUGUCAUAUUUAGUAAAUUAAAUAAAAUAUAUACAAACUUAAUAAUGUUUUAAGGAUUUCCGAAGGCAAAAGCAAUCGUUAUAAUUCAA
Messenger RNA from Bactrocera tryoni, 1733 nucleotides. RefSeq names its product senecionine N-oxygenase-like. The transcript is spliced from 5 exons. Gene Ontology annotation, molecular function: NADP binding; flavin adenine dinucleotide binding; N,N-dimethylaniline monooxygenase activity. Lineage: Eukaryota; Metazoa; Arthropoda; Insecta; Diptera; Tephritidae. The record is from RefSeq and is a predicted model, not a curated record. The coding region runs from base 152 to 1579 and encodes 475 amino acids.